Aphidius gifuensis is the source of this 2551-nucleotide messenger RNA. RefSeq names its product ESF1 homolog. Gene Ontology annotation, molecular function: RNA binding. Gene Ontology annotation, cellular component: nucleus. Lineage: Eukaryota; Metazoa; Arthropoda; Insecta; Hymenoptera; Braconidae. The record is from RefSeq and is a predicted model, not a curated record. Gene Ontology annotation, biological process: rRNA processing. The transcript is spliced from 4 exons. The coding region runs from base 219 to 2486 and encodes 755 amino acids.
UGGACCAGCACCACAUGUCUAACAGACAAGCACAGCUGCACAGACAAGUUUGUUUUUUUAUCAAUAAACAUUGUUUUAUUGAUAAUUUUCAAGUAAUUGUUUACAUAUCACAACAACAACAUAAAAAAUAAAACAAUCAUCUUAUUUUUUAAUAAUAAAAAAAGAUAAAAAUUGUAUACGUUUUGAUAAAAAAUUGUUAAAAUAAAAUAAAUUAAAAAAUGGUUAAAGAUAUGCAAAAAGAUUCGAGAUUUUCGAAUCUUUCAAGAGAUCCAAAAUAUAAACCAAUUCCAAAAGAAGAAAAAAAAGUUAAAAUUGAUGAGAGAUUUAAAUCAGUACGUACUGAUAAAAAAUUUCAAAUUAAUUCAACUGUUGAUAAACGAGGAGCAGUUAUCAAUCCAAUUUCAUCACAGGGAAUGGAAAAAUUUUAUCAUUACUCUGAUGAAUCUGAUGAUGAUGAAGAUGAUAAAAAUAAUAAAGAUGAUGAUGAUGAAGAUGAAGACGAGUCUGAUGAAUCAAAUGUUAUUGAUAAAAAAGAUUUAAUUGAAAAUAAAAAACAGUUAAAACUUAAAAAUAAAAAAGUUGAUGGUAAACUUGAUAAUGAUACUAAAAAAAAACUUCAAGAUCUUACUUUUGAUUAUGCUCGAGGUGAAAAACAAUUAUUUAGUGAUGAUUCAUCUGAUGAUUCAUCAGAUGACGAUGAUGACAAGGUAUUACAUGAUGAUGUUGAUAAUGAUGAAGAUGAAGAUGAAGAGAUUGAACAUCAAUGGGGUGAAUUGGAUAAAGAAGCUGGAACAACUGAAACAAUAACAUCAAGAUUAGCUGCUUGUAAUAUGGAUUGGGACAGAAUUAGAGCAAUUGAUUUAAUGGUAUUAUUUAAUUCAUUUCUUCAAGCUGGUGGAUUUGUACAUUCAGUUAAUAUAUAUCCAUCUGAAUAUGGAUUAAAACGUCUUCAAGAAGAAGAAAUAAAAGGACCAAUUGAACUUGUUGAUUCUAAAAAAGAAAAUGAAAAAAAUAAAAAAAAUAAUAAUGAUUCUGAUGAUUCUGAUAAUGAUGAUGAUGAUGAUAAUAAUGAUAAUAAUGAAAGUGAUGGUAAUGACAGUCAAAAUGAAGAAGGAUCAGCUUAUACUAUGGAAAAAAUGCGUCAAUAUCAAUUGAAUAGAUUAAAAUAUUACUAUGCUGUUAUUAAAUUUGAUUCACCAGAAACAGCUAAUAAAAUAUAUACUGAAUGUGAUGGUAUUGAAUAUGAAUCAACAUCAACUAAACUUGAUUUACGUUUUAUACCAGAUGAUAUGGAAUUUGAUCAAGAACCCAAAGAAACUUGUAAUAAAUUACCAGAUCCAACAAAAUACAUGCCAAGAUUAUUUACAACAACAGCUUUGCAGCAAGUUAAAGUUGAUUUAACAUGGGACGAGACUAAACCAGAGAGACAAGAAAUAACAAAUAAAAUUAAUUCUGGUAAAAUUAAUGAAAUUGAUGAAAAUGAUAUUAAUGCUUAUCUAGGAUCUGGAUCAAGUGAUGAUGAUGAUGAUAAUGAUGAUGAUAAAGAAAAAAAAAUUGAAAAUGAAAAUGAAGAAAUAAAAAAUAAAUUUAUUUCUAAUGAUAAAAAAACUUCGUUAAAUAAGUAUAGAUCACUUUUACAAUCAAUUAAAGACAAAGAUGAGGAAAAAAAGAAAAAAGAUGUUGGAAUUGAAUUUACUUGGAGUCUUGGUGUUAAAGAAAAAGCUGAUAAAGCAUUGAAGGAUCAAUUGAAACAAAAAGAAAUUUCUAAACUUUCAAUUUUUGAACAAAAAACUGAAAAAAUUAAAGAAAAGAAAAAAUUAAAAAGACAAGAAAAAAGACAAUUGAAAGAACAAAAAAAUAAUGAAGAUGAUGAUGAUGAAAGUGAUGAUUCAAUACCUUCAGAUGUUGAUAUGAAUGAUCCAUUUUUCGCUGACGAAAUAAAAAAUUUAAAACCAAAAAAAAAUAAUAACAAAGUUGAUAAAAAUAAAAAAAAUAAAAAAGUUGAAUCUAAUGAUGAUGAUGAUGAUGAUAAAAAAGCAAAAAAACAAGCUGAGCUUGAACUUUUGUUACUUAAUAACGAUGAUCAGCUUGAAAAACAUCAUUUUAAUAUGAAAGACAUUGAAGAGAAUGAUUCAAUGGCUAAAUCAAAGAAAAAACGUUUGAUUAAAAAGAAAAAAGUUAAAAAAGCAGAACUUGAUAAUGAGGAUACAUUUAAGGUUGACGUUGAAGAUUCAAGAUUCGCAGCACUUUACAAUUCGCAUCAUUUUAAUAUUGAUCCUGCUGAUCCACAUUAUCGAAAGACGAAGGGGACCGAAGAAAUUAUUCAAGAAAAACUGAAACGACGAGCAGAAGAUGAUGUAUCAUCGGAACUGCCAGCUAUUAAAAUAUCAAAACCAUCAAAAGAAGAUAAAUUGAGUAAAGAUCUUGAAGCCUUGAUUAAAUCUGUUAAGAAAAAUACUAAAAAUAUUACAAAAAAAAUCAAGUAAUAAUAAUAACAAUUUGUUAAAUAAGUUUUUAAUUAAAUUGAAUAAAGUUUUUAAUUUUUAAUCAU